This is a messenger RNA of Ailuropoda melanoleuca (giant panda), 434 nucleotides long. RefSeq names its product keratin associated protein 3-1 (gene KRTAP3-1). The record is from RefSeq and is a predicted model, not a curated record. Bases 1 to 294 code for a protein of 97 amino acids. Lineage: Eukaryota; Metazoa; Chordata; Mammalia; Carnivora; Ursidae. The transcript has a single exon. Gene Ontology annotation, cellular component: keratin filament. Gene Ontology annotation, molecular function: structural molecule activity.
AUGGCUUGCUGUGUUCCCUGCUGCUGCAGCGUCCCCACCGGCCCCGCCACCACCAUCUGCUCCUCUGAAAAAUGCUGCCGGUGCGGAGUCUGCCUGCCCAGCACCUGCCCGCAUGACAUCAGCCUCCUCCAGCCCACCUGCUGUGACACCUGUCCCCCACCCUGCUGUGAGCCUGACACCUAUGUGCCAACUUGCUGGCUGCUCAAUUCUUCCUACCCAACUCCUGGAAUGAGUGGGAUCAACCUGACCACCUAUGUUCAGCCUGGCUGUCAGAGUCCCUGUGAGCCCUGCUAAGCAGCCAUGUCUCUGCACAGGUUCAGGGAUGUGGAGCUCAUCAUCUGGCCUUCAACACCUGCUACUACCUACAUCAAGCUAAAUCAAUCCCAAGCCCCUGGGCCACGUUUUCAUGAAUUCGCCUAACUUCUUCUCUCCUC